AUGAUUGCUGGUGAAACAUCUCGUGCCUAUGAAGAAGUUUUCACAAUCAACUAUAUUGCCGCAAGAAGUGUUGGUAUUGGUGCCUAUGUGAACAGACUUGGUCAAAGAAUUAUUCAGAACAGAAGAGCUCCAAUCUUGCUUACUGGUGCCGGUGCCUUGAACAAAGUACUCUCCAGAGAAGUUUAUACAAGCAACUUACAAUUGGGAGGUAUUCAAAUCAUGUAUCCAAAUGGUGUGUCUCACUUAGUUGCUGCUGAUGACUAUCGUGCUAUUCAACAAGCCAUGAAAUGGUUGCAAUAUGUACCUAAAACUAUUGGAUCUCCUCUUCCAAUUUUGAAGAAUUUGGAUAAUCCAGAGCGUGAAAUUGGUUUUGUUCCAGUUGAAGGAUCUCACUAUGACUUUAGAGAAAUGUUAGUUGGCAAAUAUGUCGAAAAUAAUGAUGAAAAGACAUAUUUGAGUGGAUUCUUUGACAAGGACUCGUUCUUUGAAACCUUGGGAGGAUGGGCUAAGAAUAUUAUUGUUGCUCGUGCGAGACUUGGAGGUAUUCCAAUGGGUGUUAUCGCAGUUGAUACAAAGACCUAUGAACAGGUUAUUCCAGCAGAUCCAGCUGACAGCAAUUCAAGAGAACGUGUUGUUCAAAAAUCUGGCCAAGUUUGGUAUCCAGAUUCAGCAUUCAAGACUGCUCAAGCUAUCAAUGAUUUCAACAAGGGAGAACAAUUACCACUCAUGAUAUUUGCUAACUGGAGAGGUUUUUCGGGAGGCCAAAGAGAUAUGUUUGAUGAAAUUCUCAAGUUUGGUUCCUACAUUGUCGAUGCUCUAACUCAAUACAAACAACCUGUGUUCGUUUAUAUUCCUCCACAUGGAGAAUUGAGAGGAGGUGCGUGGGUUGUUGUAGAUCCAAUGAUCAACAAUGAGGUUAUGGAAAUGUUUGCUGACGAAAAAUCAAAGGGUGGUAUUUUGGAAGCUUCGGGUAUCGUUGAAAUUAAGUACAGAAAACAAGAAAUUGUUGCCACAAUUCAACGUUUGGAUGAAGAAUAUAUUAGACUCAGCAGAGAAUUAGGUAGUCCUGAAAUUUCACUUCAAGAAAAAGAUCAAAUCAAAUUGAAGAUGGAGAAGAGAGUCGAAAGAUUACUUCCAAUCUAUACUCAAGUUGCUGAAUGCUUUGCUGAUCUUCACGACACUCCAGGAAGAAUGAAGGCUAAGGGUGUCAUCACUGAAAUUGUAUCAUGGAAGAAUGCCAGAACCUACUUUUAUUGGAGAUUAAGAAGAAAACUUGUUGAAUUCUCAUUGUUGAACCAAUUGAGCGAUUGUGUUGCUCAAAAUAAGAUUAGUGUCAAGAGACAAAUCUUGAGAGAAAAAGUCAUCAACAAUGAGAAAUUGUGGAAUAAUGAUAAGGAAUUCCUUUCUUGGGUUGAAUCCAACAGCCAAACUGUGCAGCAAUCUAUUGCCAAUAUUAGACGUGAAAAGGUCAAACAAGACGUUGCUUGUUUGUGCUCAGAAAAUGCCGAUGCAGUUCUUGAAGGAUUACUUUCUUAUUUGGAACAUAAUUCUGUGAAUGAAGCUCUGAAAGAAAAGCUCCGAAAACUCCUCUAA
This is a messenger RNA of Naegleria fowleri, 1593 nucleotides long. RefSeq lists its product as uncharacterized. Gene Ontology annotation, molecular function: acetyl-CoA carboxylase activity. The transcript has a single exon. Bases 1 to 1593 code for a protein of 530 amino acids. The record is from RefSeq and is a predicted model, not a curated record. NCBI's taxonomy places the organism in Eukaryota, Heterolobosea, Eutetramitea, Acrasida, Naegleriidae.